AUGGCCUCCGAUGCCCCUGGCUCGCGGGUCGAGCUAUACGACUCCGCCUUGACUGUCCCCUCUGAUUCGGAAAACUACUCGGCAAACAACGAGUCACCGUCUUCGCCUCCUUCGACCUCCAGCUCUCCCAUGAUUCUCUACAAGCCCCCGACUGUAUGGGGUCUCAUCCGAGGAGCAGCUAUCAACCUCCUGCUCCCAUUCGUGAACGGUCUCAUGCUGGGCUUCGGCGAGCUCUUCGCCCAUGAGGCGGCCUUCCGCCUGGGGUGGUCAAACACGAAGAUCUUCCCAAUGUACCGCCGAACGCACCCCGUGGGCCCUGGAGUCGAGAUUCGGGAGCUUCCUUCGGAGCGGAGGCGGGUCACCUCUGCUGCUGGCUUGAAUGACACCGCAGCCUUGGAAUAA
This is a messenger RNA of Penicillium cataractarum, 402 nucleotides long. Its product is annotated as TOM13-domain-containing protein. The transcript has 2 exons. The record is from RefSeq and is a predicted model, not a curated record. Gene Ontology annotation, biological process: mitochondrial outer membrane translocase complex assembly; protein insertion into mitochondrial outer membrane. Lineage: Eukaryota; Fungi; Ascomycota; Eurotiomycetes; Eurotiales; Aspergillaceae. The coding region runs from base 1 to 402 and encodes 133 amino acids. Gene Ontology annotation, cellular component: mitochondrial outer membrane.